ACUUCAUUAAGUACACAUCUGAAGUUCAAUAAACACCUUUUGCAGAUACUGAAAUCCUGACAAAUUAAAAAUAGCACACGAAGUAAAGCAAUAACAUUGUCAGGAAUUGAAAUUCAUCAAAGGGAUGCAAGUUUGUGAAGUGUACUUUGUUGCCUAUGGAAGAAUCUCCAAACUAAUGCCAAGAUUGCUAGUUACCAGUCUUAAAGAACAGAUUUUGGAGACCUGCAUUUCUGAUACAAGACGUGCAAACAACUGACUCCCAAACACAGAAAGCUAUGAAGAAGAUCUGCAUUUUUCAAAUUCUAACAGGACUUGUUUUUUUUGCAAUUGUUGCAUUUCUGGGUUACAGCUCACACAGGAUCUCCAUGUAUAUUCAGAACCAGAUGGAUGAAACUUCAAAUGUCAAAAUGGAAUGGUUAGACAUACAGAAAAAACGGAAAUAUAUUCUUAGAGAAAUCUGCAGCAAAUAUAACAUGAGUGCAUCUACCUUUGAAAAAACCUUAUCAUCCCAAUUAUUUGUGGAGCACAGAUAUAAAUUUAUAUAUUGUGAAGUACCAAAGGUGGGUUGUACCAACUGGAAACGGAUAAUGCUUCAACUGACUAUGAACCUUACCAGGGAACCUGGAGAUUUUGAAAGGGAAACAGUCCAUGCUAGCAGUCUUCUGAAGAAACUCAGUAUCUAUUCUCUUGAGAAACAACAGUCACUAUUGCAAAACUAUACUAAGAUAAUGUUUACUAGGAACCCAGAAGAGAGACUAGUAUCAGCCUACAGGGACAAAUUUCUGCACGAUGGCUACUAUAGUAAUAUUAUUGGUAGCUACAUUAGACAUAAAUACCGAAAAAAAGACAAUGACACCUCUAAUGUAACAUUUGAAGAGUUCAUUAAGUUUGUAUUAGGAGAAAACACAAGUGAUACCCACUGGAAGCCAAUGUUUAUGCUUUGCCAUCCAUGCAGUAUUCAUUAUGACUUCAUUGGGGAAUUCAGCUCUCUUAAAAAGGAAGCAGAUUACAUUCUGAGGUACCUUGGAGUUCCAGAAACCGUGACCUACCCAAAUUUCAAGACACAUAGCAAUGAGAGUAGAACAUUCAUCAAGAUCACAGAAGCAUUUAUGAGCAACAUAACCAUCAAAGAAAAGGAUGAAAUCCAUCAGAAAUAUGAGAUAGAUUUUUUAAUGUUUAACUAUACAUUUCAUUAAGGAGCAUGAUGUUUUGUAUGUUACACCAGUGAAAAACAACUGCCUUUGUUAAUAAUAUUGUAGGUGAGCACUUUCAUCCGUUAGACUAGUGAAGUUUAUUUUAACAGAGAAAAUGCUCACCUACAGUUUUAUUAUUAAACACAACUGUUUUGCUCUGACACUAAACUGUUAUUGUCUGGUGAUUGACUUUUUCUUUUGGGCUUGAGCACUGAGGUUCAUUAUUUAAUUAUUUUUUAAUUAUUAGCUAUCUAAAAUGUUAUUAAAGUAAGCAAAAUAAGUAAGCAAAUAAAUAAAUAGCAGUACUUGCAGCAGUUAUGAGUGCAGAUAUCUUUGGAGUUGUGAAAAUAUAAAUGUGCUUGAAUAU
Messenger RNA from Protopterus annectens (West African lungfish), 1560 nucleotides. Its product is annotated as carbohydrate sulfotransferase 9-like. The coding region runs from base 276 to 1196 and encodes 306 amino acids. Gene Ontology annotation, cellular component: membrane. The transcript has 3 exons. Gene Ontology annotation, biological process: proteoglycan biosynthetic process; carbohydrate biosynthetic process. The record is from RefSeq and is a predicted model, not a curated record. Gene Ontology annotation, molecular function: sulfotransferase activity. Lineage: Eukaryota; Metazoa; Chordata; Ceratodontiformes; Protopteridae.